UACUUAUUCUGUACCAAACACACAUUAGUUUGCAAAGCUAUGCCCAGAUCUCUCUUCAAAGGAAUCAAGAAUUACCUACAAGAGACGCAAAAGAAUCCCCAUUAUCAUCUCCUACUAUCAAACUUCAUUAGCACUGGCAGUGAUUCUCAGUCUCCCCGAGGAAAUGACUUCAAAUCAUGGACCAAUCUCAUUUCAUUUCUCGCCCAAAAUGCCACAAACUCAGAGAUGGCAAUGGUUGAGUCCUCUCAAAUGCUCAACUCUGGUGCCAAGCCUAAUGGCCAUGCUCUGGUCCACCUGUUCCGAACAUGCGCAAAAAUUGGUUGCCAUUCUUAUGGCCUACAGCUUCAUUGCUACGUCCUUCGAUCUGGGUUUGUCACCAAUGUGUUUGUCUCCACUUCCCUCAUCAAUUUCUAUCUGAAAUUUGAGUCUUUGAAUGAUGCCCAUAAAGUGUUUGUUGAAAUUCCUCAACCAAGUGUAGUUUCUUCGAAUUCUUUGAUUUCUGGGUAUGUGCAUUCUGGGCUGUUUUCGAAGGCGUUGAGUGUGUUUGUUAAGUUGGAUAGGUCUGAGAUUUGUGCUGAUUCAUUCUCAUUUACGGCCACUUUAGCUGCAUGUGGGCAACUAAGGUUUUCACAAUUGGGGAAAUCAAUUCACUCCAAGAUUGUGAAAGUUGGUGUGGAAUUUAGUGUUUUUGUUGCAAAUUGCUUGAUUGACAUGUAUGGAAAAUGUGGGUAUGUUAAAGAGGCGAUCUGGGUAUUCAACGAGAUUACUGAUAAGGAUAUCAUUUCUUGGAAUUCAAUUAUCGCAGCAAGUGCUAGGAACCGAAAACUUGAACAAGCAGUCAGUUUUUUUCAUCAGAUGCCGAAUCCUGAUAUAAUUUCAUAUAAUGAAUUAAUCAACGGAAUUGCACAGUUUGGGAACAUGGAUGAUGCCACUGGGAUUUUAUCAAAUAUGCCGAACCCAAAUUCAUCUUCGUGGAAUUCAAUAAUAACAGGGUAUGUGAACCGGGAUCAAGCACGCGAAGCCCUGGACUUCUUCAGUAAUAUGCACUCGAAUGAUAUAGAAAUGGAUCAGUUCACAUUUUCCAGCAUAUUAAGCGGCAUUGCAAGUAUCUCAGCUCUUACAUGGGGGAUUUUGAUCCAUUGUUGCACGAUAAAGUGUGGUUUGGAUACAUCUGUUGUUGUUGGGAGUGCGCUAAUUGAUAUGUACUCCAAAUGUGGACAGGUAGAGAAUGCCGAAUCAAUUUUUAAGUCUUUACCCAAAAGGAAUUUGGUAACAUGGAAUGCAAUGAUAUCCUGCUUUGCUCACAAUGGCAAUUCAAUCAAGGUUAUAAAGCUCUAUGAACAGUUGAAAAUGGUGAAAGAUUUGAACCCUGAUGGCAUCACCUUUCUUAAUGUCUUAUCAGCAUGUUGGCAUAAUCAAACGCCAUUACAGGUUGCAAAUCAGUACUUUGACUCAAUGAUCAAGGAUUAUGGGAUUGAUGCCACGCCUGAGCACUGUGCUUCAAUGAUUAGGUUAAUGGGAAAAUGGGGAGAGGUGUGGAGGGCAGAGAAGAUGAUAUGUGAACUAGGGUUCAGAUCAUGUGGCUUGGUCUGGAGGGCUUUGCUCGGUGCUUCUGGAACUUGUGGGGAUCUAAAAGUUGCAGAGUUAGCCGCUGCUAAGGUGAUUGAGUUGGAGGGGCAUAAGGAGUUUGUUUAUGUUAUGUUGUCCAACAUUUAUGCAUCUUAUGGGAAAUGGAGCGAGGUGAGCGUGGUUAGAGAGCUGAUGAGGCGGAGAAGUGUAAGGAAAGAAGUUGGUUGUAGCUGGAUUGAGAUAGAUAAUGUGGUAACAACUUUAUCCAUGUUGUGAUGGGAUUGAUAAUCUAAUUGGUAAGCAGGAAUUUUUCUGUGAAAAACCUGAAAUUUUGAUGGUGGCUGAAUUGCUGAUCUUGUCCUCCCGUGCAAGGUUUGAAUUUGACAAAACUGCUAGCCUGACAAGAGAAUCUAGUUCCCUUCGAUUUGUUAUGACCAUGUGACUAUCGUGUGAUAAAUGGUUUGGUGAAAUUGAAAAGCAAUGGUGCCUGUUGAAGCAAUGGGAGUGAUGACAGCUAUUGGUGCUUUGUUGUGAUGCCUUGGAUUAUCUGCUGAUUUUGUGACAGUAGAUCAUGUGGAGCUAUUUUUGAAUUAGGUACUUCACAGUGAAAUUGCCUUACAGGAUAAGAAGCACGGAUAUAAACACGCAAUUGCUUAAAAAAAACAAGACAUGGCAUGCGGAGGACACGAACCCAUCAUUUGAACUUGUUUCAUGAAGUAAAUCUGUGGAAGAUAUGUGCACUUAUACUUUUCCCGUAACCUUUUUGUAAUCAAGAGUCCAAAGAAAGCAAUUUUCCAUGUGUUGCUUUAUCGUUACAAUUUUGGCUCACUUUUAUGUAUGAAUAUAACGAACUUUCUUUGGA
Molecule: messenger RNA, 2431 nt
Organism: Camellia sinensis
Lineage: Eukaryota; Viridiplantae; Streptophyta; Magnoliopsida; Ericales; Theaceae
Product: Pentatricopeptide repeat (PPR) superfamily protein
Biological process (GO): RNA modification
Molecular function (GO): protein binding; RNA binding
Source: RefSeq, a predicted model, not a curated record